Messenger RNA from Hylaeus anthracinus, 3391 nucleotides. It is a transcript of the gene Grip128, whose product is annotated as gamma-tubulin complex component 5. Gene Ontology annotation, biological process: meiotic cell cycle; cytoplasmic microtubule organization; microtubule nucleation. The record is from RefSeq and is a predicted model, not a curated record. The transcript has 15 exons. NCBI's taxonomy places the organism in Eukaryota, Metazoa, Arthropoda, Insecta, Hymenoptera, Colletidae. Bases 214 to 3156 code for a protein of 980 amino acids. Gene Ontology annotation, molecular function: gamma-tubulin binding; microtubule minus-end binding. Gene Ontology annotation, cellular component: gamma-tubulin complex; centrosome; equatorial microtubule organizing center.
CGAGUAACUUAUAUGACAAAUUAUGCGCGUACAAGCUAUCGUGUCCAGGUUUAUUCUUUCUCGCAGAGAAUUUAGAGUCGCUUUUAUUAUAACAGAAUGUACGUUUCCACAUCGUUAUCUAUAAGUUCGAAAUUAUAUACGAGGAGAAAACAAGGUCGCGUACUUUUGAAAGUUUAUUUCCGAAGUUAAACGAGGAGUUCAUUAAAAGCAAACAUGGGUACAAAAACAUUGAACGACAUUCAUACAGAUAUAAAACAAUUAAUAACAACAAUGACUUCGUUUGAGGAAAACGAAGAAGGAUUCAGAGUUUGCGAACGAUUUUGUACGAUGAGCAUUAAACACCAUCGAUAUUUGUCUGUUAACAGUAACACCACAAAAGAAGCUAUCAAUGACCUGAUCACAAAGUUUUCCAUUCAUGGAAAAUAUAAUGUAGCAAAAAAAUUCGAAGAGCUUGUAGAUACAUUUUUAUCGAGUUUUGAUUUUGAACAGCAUCCACAAUAUGAUUUACAAUGGUAUUUAUUAACUUUCUUGUUGGAAUUAUCUAAAGAGACUUGUAAAUCAGAUUUGGAAUGUUUAAAGUUAACACGGGGAGAAAAUAUUUUUAAUGCAACAGGUGAAAAUGAAAAUGAAAUUAUAGAAGAAAUUGAUUGGGCCCAAUAUUUAAAAGAGGACCAACAACAUUUUUUCCAUGAUUACAAAAGCGAUACAGAGAGCGAAUGGUCGGAUGAUACAGAAGAUUCUUCUAACUUAAGUACAAAUUUUCAAACACUUACAACCGAUACAAAUACGGCUAAAGCGCUGUGUAUACCAACUGCUAAAGCAGAAUUAAGUAAAUUAUCCGUAGCUUUAAAUGAGGAACUUAAAUCUAGAAACUGGUUAAUGUUAAACAUUCAAAAUACGUGGUGGAACGAAUUGGAACGGUGGGAAUAUCCAGUCAAGAGUAAAUUUUGCGACGCUUAUCUUUGUGAAAUCUGGCGUAAAGCAACCGAGACAGGUUUCUAUUCGCUUGGCACCCUUAGCGAAUAUUUAACGUGCAGGGAAUUAUUAUGGAUGUUUUAUAUUCAAGCGCGUAUGGUAGUGUUUCAACAAAACGAAGAAGCAGAUUUUUCAAUUCGUCCUGAUAUAUCCAUACCUAGCUUAACUAUUGUUGCUUUUAAUGGCAUUCUUCAACCGUUUUGCAAAUAUUUUUCUAUGAUACACGAUAUAGAACAAUUUGGAAUCGACCUAUAUUCGGAACGGGAUGGUUUUUCUAAAAAACCACCUUUGACUUAUGAAGCGUAUAACGCAGCGCUUGGACAACAUUUAAUCAAUUUUAAGAAUAAAAUAAUCGAUAUUGAAAAGAAUCUCAUGAAACAAGACGACUGUUUUACGCUACUAUCUUUAUCGACACUUCUGAAAAAACAUUUGUGCAGCGUGAAAAUUCUGCAUGAUGUUCAUAAAGGAGUUAUAUCUAAUUGGAGAGAUGACUCGAAUUGGAUGUGCGCAUCAAAGUUAUUGUCGUCUUUGUAUUUUGAAAUGCAGAAAUCGCAUAAUCGAAAGAGAACAAAUAUUUGCGCCAGUCUAUAUUUAUCUAGCCUUGCCGUUUAUUUGAAUAUAAUUGAUACGUGGUUAAGCGAGGGACGAUUCGAAGACUGGAGAGAGGAAUUUAUAAUUUACAAGUUUUCGAACGAUGUAGUUUCGCAAAACAAUGAACAGUACGAAGUAUUUUCUUUGAGAUCUUUGGACGAUAUAUGUUUGGCUGAUCCGAUAAUGCAGUUUUUAAUCAAGAAAGUGCAGCAUAUGGGUCAGAGUAUCGAGUUAUUGGUAUCUUUAGAUCGCAUUACAGAUAUAUGGCAAAUUAAUAGCGGAAGUAGCGAAUUAAGAAGCUCUCUGAUGGAUGAAUUUUACGCUAAACUAGAAAUUGAACUUUCUAAAUACGGUACAGGCGAACUACAAGAAGAAUUACCGAUAUUCCAAGAGAAUGAAAUAAUCGAUGAUAAAAACGACGAAGAUGUAGAAAAGAAUAUCGUACAAGAAUUAUCUGAAUUUAAUAAUCCAUUUCUAUUGAAAGCUUUAGAAGGCUACAUUCCUCCUCAGUUAUUGGGAAAAGAUAUCUCCGAUGCUUGCUGCUCUGUCGUUAAGAGUACUAAAGUAAAUAGUAAUAAUUUAUUUAAAAGACUCGAGAAAGUAUCGAAUUAUAUUUUGCCAUAUAGAAAAAUAUUAGAAAAUAUUUUAGCGGAUAUUUUAGUUUCGCGGUAUAAUAAUGCCAGCAAGUUAGUCAAAAAUAUAAUGUCAGAAGAAUAUAAAUUGGAGUCACAUUUAACAUUGAUGAGAUCUGUUUACAUGAUGGAAGCAGGGCACAUAAUGAGUACAUUUUAUCAGAAAUUGUUCCACGAGAUCGAAACUAAUCAAAUGUGGUGCAAUCCUUACUUCUUAUCGUGUAUUCUCGAGGAAGUUCUAUCCCCAUGUUGGCCAGAUUCAAGUUCACGUUGGUCUGUUACAGUUUGUAGUACUAAUACAAAUCAAGUAUUAGUGGCUGUGGAUAAUAUAACGUUACACUAUGCAAUAGGUUGGCCUAUUAACAUUAUAUUAAACGAAAAAACUUUCGUAAAAUAUAAUGAAAUAUUUAGGUUUCAAUUAAGGCUAAAAUGGGCUUUAUGGACAUUGAACAAUUUGAGAUUCAGCGAUUUGGAAGGUUCAAAGUCAAUGCGUAAAAGAAACAAACUGGAACAAUUUCAUAUAAGACGCAUUGAAAGUUUGCGAUUUUCUUUAUUACACGCAAUUAGCUCGAUACAUACAUAUUUAUCAGGCCAAGUGCUGCAAAAUUUAAGUCUCGUAUUAGAGAAGUCGUUAAUGCAAGCCGAUAGCCUUGACGUAAUCAUAUCAGUUCAUAACGAAUAUUUGCGAAAAGUUCACGAACACUGUUUGUUAACAGCAGAGUACGACGAUCUAAUGGUGACUGUAAAUAAUCUAAUUGAAAUGUGUAGCCAUAUUCGAGCUCGAUGGAAUCAUAAAAAUUUGAUGUUUGCCAGCGAGGAGUUAGAUGUAUUAGAAAGCAGUUACGCUAAAUAUCACACGUAUCUCGCUAUGACAUUGCACAAUGCUAUACAAAAUAAGGAUGCAAAUUACUUGACUGGUUUAAGCUCAGCAUUUAACUGCAGUAUGUCGUGUGCUUAACACUAAUAAGGUUUCACACUAUAUUUUUUAAACGCAAUAAUAAACGGCAUAUCUAUAAGGAAUAACUUUGUAACAAUCAAAAUUGAUCAAAAUUCGUGUUAUAUGAAACUAGUCAUUAACAAGGAGAAUGUUGUCCUUACUAAUGCUUCGCACCCCUUUAUGUUAAAAUUCUCGCAAACUGCACUGUCUAAUAUUGUUUACAUUUAAAGUAAAUGGAUUUGUAUCGUAGAAUAAA